UUAAAUAUUUAGAAUCAGAUGUUUUUUGUUUGUAUACAAUUGAUGAUUGAAAGCAGAUUGAAAGACUCUAUGGAAAGACUUAAUUUGGAUUAUCUUGUAGAAAGCCACAUUAAGUUUUAGAGGGUUUUAGUAACUGACUGUUAGGAAUAUUGGUAUACCGGAAUAUUUUUCAAGAUGUGUUAUAUAAAAUUAGUUAAACAAAAACAUAGGCACUUAAAUAUUGUUUGAAAGUUCCUCUGGCAACUCCUCUUUGCCUCUAUAUAGUUUACCUAAAAGCUCUAUAAAAAUAUAAAUGAAUAGCUUUAUAAUAUAAUAGGAUAGUUUUAUAGUAAAACAUGCCUCUUAAUACUUGGAAAGUUUUUAACUCUAUCAAAAAUACUGUGUCAAAAGUUUCUGCAGAUAAAUUAUUACAAGCUAAUAUUCAACAAAUUAAAAUUAAAUUACCUAUAACAUUGGGUAUAAAUGAAUAUUUAAAAUUAGGUGGUGAGAAAUUGAAUUCUGUUCAGCAAUCUUUGCAAAAUAUUUACAAUUCAUCAUUAUCUUAUACACUGAAAGACAAUACAAAUCAUAAAUCAUGGAAAAAAAGUAAAUCUCAGUCUUCUGAUAUUCCUGGCCAAAUAUUACAACUUCUAAAUUUAAUUAACCUGUCCUCUACCGAGAGUAGCCUUACAGAAACUGUAGAAUUGUUACUGAUACAGCUAAGACAAAAUUCAGAAAUUCGACAUAUAGCUAUUAAACUUGGAGCAAUUCACCUCCUUUUGAGAAAAAGAUCUAAAUUUCAAACAGAUAAAACUAUUGGUGCACUUAGAGAAGCUCUAACUAUACUUGGAUAUAUUGAUCCUGUUUCCAAAAGGGGUAUUCGAAUUCUUUCAAUUGACGGUGGUGGAAUAAGAGGUGUUCUUGUUCUUGAAAUGUUAAAAAAAUUGGAAGAAUUAACUGGCCAAAGAACCUAUGAUCUUUUUGAUUUCAUAUGUGGAGUAAGCACAGGAGCUAUAUUAGCAUAUUCAAUUGGAAUUCACUUAAGAAAGCUAGAUGACAUUAUUACCAGAUAUGAAGCACUUAGCCAAGAAAUUUUCCGCCAGUCCCCAUUUUGGGGCACUGGUAAUUUAGUAAGGAAGCAUGCUUAUUAUGACACUGAACUAUGGGAAAAGAAAUUAAAGGAUUAUUUAGGCGCAGAUAGUCUUAUAUCUACAUCAAGAAAACUUCAGACUCCAAAAUUGUGUGUUGUGUCUGCUAUUGUAAAUCAGUCACAAGUACAAGCACAUGUGUUUAGAAACUAUUCUUUACCUUGGAAAUUUCAGUCAUAUUAUUUAGGUACACAUGAUCAGGCAGUAUGGGAAGCAGCUAGGGCUUCUGCAGCAGCUCCAACAUAUUUUGAAGAGUUCAAAAUAGGAAAUUAUAUUCAUCAAGAUGGAGGGAUAUUAGUAAACAAUCCAACUGCAAUAGCAGUUCAUGAAGCUAAAUUACUUUGGCCUAAUACACCAGUACAGUGUGUAGUCUCGUUUGGUACAGGAAGAACCGUUCCAAAUAAACCAGAAGUGCCUCAUAAAUUGUUAUCUGACAUUGGCUAUAUGGGAACAUCUUGGACAAAUAAAUUUUAUAAAAUUUUGGACAGUGCAACAGAUACUGAAGCUGUGCAUGUUAUGCUAAGCGACUUGCUACCAGAAAAUGUUUAUUACCGUUUCAAUCCUUACUUAAGUGAAAUGGUGGGAAUGGUAGAGAGCGAUCAAAAGAAACAUGAGCAAUUAAAGAGGGACGCCGUAAUGUAUUUGAGAAGAAACGAAGACAAGUUUCAGGAAGCAGCGAAAACACUGAUGUUAAAGAAAAAAAUUACCCAAGAAAUAAAGGACAAAAUUAAUCUACAGAGACAGAUUAUUGGAAUAUAAAUUGUAAUUUAGAGGAAGUUAUUGUUAAGUGUUUGUAUAAAUUAAUAAAUAAUUAAUGCGAUUAUUCAAGGAGAAUAACGUUACUCAUCAGUUUAACUAUCUACUCUAGUCAUAUAAUUAGAUCUCAUACAUUUGGAGUUAAAUAAUUUAUAAAAAUAGAAUUAACAAUGUUUAUUUUUAACUGUAAUUAUGUAAGACAUAAAAUUGACUUUAAAUAUAAUUUAUUUUGUUCAAUUA
Messenger RNA from Sitophilus oryzae (rice weevil), 2123 nucleotides. RefSeq names its product calcium-independent phospholipase A2-gamma-like. NCBI's taxonomy places the organism in Eukaryota, Metazoa, Arthropoda, Insecta, Coleoptera, Curculionidae. The coding region runs from base 336 to 1886 and encodes 516 amino acids. Gene Ontology annotation, biological process: arachidonate metabolic process. The transcript is spliced from 6 exons. The record is from RefSeq and is a predicted model, not a curated record. Gene Ontology annotation, cellular component: membrane.